Messenger RNA from Ceratotherium simum simum (southern white rhinoceros), 3039 nucleotides. It is a transcript of the gene EYA3, whose product is annotated as EYA transcriptional coactivator and phosphatase 3. Gene Ontology annotation, molecular function: protein tyrosine phosphatase activity. Lineage: Eukaryota; Metazoa; Chordata; Mammalia; Perissodactyla; Rhinocerotidae. The record is from RefSeq and is a predicted model, not a curated record. Gene Ontology annotation, biological process: positive regulation of DNA repair; cell differentiation; negative regulation of extrinsic apoptotic signaling pathway in absence of ligand. Gene Ontology annotation, cellular component: nucleus.
UUCCGGUUCCUAGGGAUGUGCAUCCGGGUCACGCUAACGCCGCGGUUUCCUCCACCCGCUUGGUUUUGCUGUGGGUCUGGACCGGUCCCUAUGUCCUGCUGUGGGGCCUCUGGCGCCUUUGGACUGUGAAGACUGCUGAGAGACACUUGCAAUCCAGUCACAUAAGCAUAAUACAGAAAUAUUGGUCCUCAUGGAAGAAGAGCAAGAUUUACCAGAGCAACCAGUGAAAAAAGCCAAGAUGCAAGAGUCAGGAGAGCAAACUUUAAGUCAAGUAAGCAACCCUGAAGUCAGUGAUCAGAAACCUGAAACUUCAAGCCUUGCAUCAAACCUUACCAUGUCAGAGGAAAUUAUGACAUGCACCGAUUACAUCCCUCGCUCAUCCAAUGAUUAUACCUCACAAAUGUAUUCUGCAAAACCUUAUGCACAUAUCCUCUCAGUUCCUGUUUCGGAAACUGCUUACCCUGGACAGACUCAGUACCAGACGCUACAGCAGUCUCAACCCUAUGCUGUCUACCCUCAGGCAACCCAAACAUAUGGACUACCUCCUUUUGGUGCAUUGUGGCCAGGUAUGAAACCUGAAAGUGGUUUAAUUCAGACUCCAUCUCCAAGUCAACACAGUGUUCUUACCUGCACUACAGGGUUAACCACAAGCCAGCCAAGCCCAGCACAUUAUUCUUAUCCCAUUCAAGCUUCAAGCACAAAUGCCAGCCUGAUAUCCACUUCAUCUACAAUUGCCAAUAUUCCAACAGCAGCAGUUUCCAGCAUCUCAAACCAGGACUAUCCCACCUAUACUAUCCUUGGUCAGAGUCAGUACCAGGCCUGCUACCCCAGCUCCAGCUUUGGAGUCACAGGCCAGACUAACAGCGAUGCUGAGAGUACCACAUUAGCAGCAGCCACAUACCAGACGGAGAAGCCUAGUGUCAUGGUACCUGCGCCUGCAGCACAGAGACUUUCCUCUGGAGACCCUUCUACAAGCCCAUCUUUGUCCCAGACUACACCAAGUAAAGAUGCUGAUGACCAGUCCAGGAAAAACAUGACCGGCAAGAACCGGGGCAAGAGGAAAGCUGAUGCCAGUUCUUCCCAGGACAGUGAAUUGGAACGAGUAUUUCUGUGGGACUUGGAUGAAACCAUCAUCAUCUUCCACUCCCUUCUUACUGGAUCCUAUGCCCAGAAGUAUGGAAAGGACCCAACAGUAGUGAUUGGCUCCGGUUUAACAAUGGAAGAAAUGAUUUUUGAAGUGGCUGAUACACAUCUAUUUUUCAAUGACUUAGAGGAGUGUGACCAGGUGCACGUGGAAGACGUGGCUUCUGAUGACAACGGUCAAGACUUGAGCAACUACAGUUUCUCAACAGAUGGUUUCAGUGGCUCAGGAGGCAGUGGCAGCCAUGGUUCCUCCGUGGGUGUCCAGGGAGGUGUGGACUGGAUGAGGAAACUGGCUUUCCGCUACCGAAAAGUGAGAGAAAUCUAUGAUAAGCACAAAAGCAACGUGGGUGGCCUCCUCAGUCCCCAGAGAAAGGAAGCACUGCAAAGACUAAGAGCAGAAAUUGAAGUUUUAACAGAUUCCUGGUUAGGAACUGCAUUAAAGUCCUUACUUCUCAUCCAGUCCAGAAAAAAUUGUGUGAAUGUUCUGAUCACUACAACCCAGCUGGUUCCAGCUCUGGCCAAGGUUCUCCUAUAUGGGCUAGGAGAAAUAUUCCCCAUUGAAAACAUCUAUAGUGCUACCAAGAUUGGUAAGGAGAGCUGCUUUGAGAGAAUUGUGUCAAGGUUUGGUAAGAAAGUCACAUACGUAGUGAUUGGAGAUGGACGAGAUGAAGAAAUUGCAGCCAAACAGCACAACAUGCCUUUCUGGAGAAUCACAAACCAUGGAGACCUAGUGUCCCUCCACCAGGCUUUGGAGCUUGAUUUUCUCUAAGAACUGGAAUGAAGAGCCUUCCCCAUGAGCUCCUUUUCACUCCUGAAGGGAGCUAGAGACCGGAACCAACUGGGAAAUCUCUCUCUCUCUUUCUGCGUGGAAUGCUGGCGCGAACACAGUCAGAACCAACAGCCGCAAGGGACGAAGCUUACUUUUGCUAAGAGUAAACAGCAGCCCGUGUUCAUCCUUGUACAGAAGCAGGAGACAUUUGGAUUGAGAGAGAACAAUUGACUCACCACAGCUACAGUGCUUUUAAUUCUUCUGGUUUUUGUUUUGUUUUAUUUUGUUUCAAAAAAUGAAGAAAAAGAAAAGGAAAAUCUUGGGGCAGAGUUGCACUCGUAGUCCAUGACCAGAUUGAGAACUGCUAUUAACUUGUGGUGAUAGGAUGAACGUGGCAGACUUUUAUAAUAACAUCUCUUGCAGUCUUUAUAAUCUCCUUAGCUGUAGAACAUAUUCCCAGUGAAUGUAUAUGUUAUUUUUAUAGGCAAGGGUCUGGUCUCUGAAGCAGGUUUUCCCUCCUUUCUUUUUCUAGCAAGAAAGGGGUAUGUAAAAUUUCCUUGGAAAAUAGUAAUUAAAAUAUCUAAAAUACCUCUCUGUGACAGUAGCACCUCUUUAGCUGCUCCAGUGGUCUGCUCUCUAGGAUGGUUUUCUUCCAUUCUUCCAUCUCCUAGUUUGCGGAACUGUGGGGCACUGGACACUGAUUAACUUUAGACUUUGAUAUUUCCCAUCUUGGAAGCCUCAGUCCCCUUUCCAGUUGCUCUUCCCCUUUUACCAAAUGGCACAACCCUGGAAACUCCUCCUCUUAGACAGUAAAUUCUAAGCAUUCAGCUUGACUCUUUCAUUCAAAGACUGUGUCCCAGGGGGCUUACCUCCAAACUGGAGAGAAGGGACUAAGGCUUCUUAUGAAUUUCUGCUUCUUUGGCUCUUGAAACAAGAUUUCACCUUUUCCUCCUGCGGAUGCUCACCCCUACAGCCUUCUCAUCCUUCUUAGUCAUCAGUGCUGGGCUUUUGCCCCUUUCCUGCCCUCUGUACCUCACAUCACCUCCAUACAGCUCUGGCCAAACCCUGGGCUUUGGACCCAAGAAUUUAAAUUAAGUCUAAGAACAGGCGUAUAACUACAUUUUGGC